AUGCUUGAUGGGGUGCCUGAUGGCAAAGCAGCGUUCCUGCGGCUGAGAAUCAUAGUGGACGAGGACGAGGAGGAUUUCUCUCCAGCGCAAUUGCAGCAGCAGAUUCAGCAACAGAUGCAGCAGUUGCAUCUUCAGCAGCCACAGCAGCCACAGCACGAGACAUCUUUGGAUGAUGUCGAACUGGUCAAACAGUUGGAAAGCCCAGGCUUCAGACCGCAGAGCUCCAAAGCCGAGCAGAGGGGCGGCUCCAGCGGCUCCAACGCCAAGCCCGCCGUGAAAGCCCGAGCUCCCGAGCCAGGGACCGUUCGGCGGCUGUCAGUAACGCUCAAGGGCGCCAACGGCUUGCCAAGUCCAUCUGGUGGGAGGUGCUCUCCGUACUGCGUUUGCGAAGUGCAGGGCAAUCAGCGCUUCCAGACCCGCUCAGCUGUGGUGAACGAGUCCAGGGAUCCCGUUUGGAACAAGUCCUUCGACUUCGACUACGCUGCAGUUGAGCCAAUUGUUUUCAGCAUCUUCAACAAGGAUGUGUGGCCCAAGAAAGACAGUCUGCUGGGCACGGCCGCGCUGGACGCCAACGAUGUCGUGCCAGAUGGUCUGGACGGCGUGCUUGCAAUCGAGCCUGCGGAGGACCACUUACCUGGUGCUGUGCUUCAUUUGCAGGUGGUUUGUCACGGGGAAAGGCGAGCCGUGAGUCGAAGAGAGCAUCCACACCAGCGUUUCUUGACGCAAGAUGGGGGAGCAAGAGCAAGACUGGAGGCUGCCAGCGCCAAGACCGCGCCACACCCUGCAGACAUGGCGCCGCAGAGGCUGCGGGUUCUCAUCCAGAGCUUCCGCGGACUCCACGGCUUGGAGCUUUCUGUGAGGCGCUGCUUCUCCUGCAUUUGCGCCAUUGCUGGGCGGAGGCACGCAGACUUGCAAACAGGUGGCGCGUUUGAGGCUGGGUAUCAGACUGUUUGGAACCUGGAAGGGCACAUUGAGGACUACAUCCCGGGAGAAGACUUGGAGUUCCACGUGGCCGCGGAGGAGGGCCUCGAAGGCUCUGCGUUCCUGCGGUGUCAGCAGUUCUACCCCUUCGGUUUCAACUCAGAGCUGUCCAUGUCCAACGACGGACACGGCAUCAUAGGCCUUCUGCGGGUCAAGGUGACAGUGGAUAAGGAGCCGCCAAAGAAGCCACUCAUGGCAACAGGGUCUCGGACACUUGGUUUGCAGGGCAGCAAUGGAGCAAGGCUAAGCCAACAACAAGGUGACGUUUGGCUGCGCAGCCACCGGCCCUGGGGCGCCGUGGAAGCCUCGCUGGCGGCGGCGGCCGGGGCGGACCGCCACCACCUCUCGACAGAGUCCAGCUCGGUCAUUCGACGCGACAACCACCUCAGACCAGCGCCUGCUAGCCCAACGCGGCGUGCCGCCAGCCCUGUGAGGUCAGCAGUGCCGGUGGCAAGCAGCAAGGUUCUGCCCACAUCGCCUGUGGCCACUACGAUUGCCAUGCCAGUGAUCUCACCGCGACCUGUGGUGACUGGGGCUACUGCCAUGGUGACAACCACAUACCAUCCACCGAUUUACUCGCAGCCAGCGAUGCCAUACCUUCCAGCCACCUACUUGCCCAGCACAACCUACGUGACUUCGGCGCCAUCUCCCAGCUUUGGUCUAGCUGUGCCCGCAGCCCCCGCAGCCCACUGCGCAUCCCCCGCCCCGGCCCCGGUGCCAGAGCCACUUGCCAUGCCAUACCAGCAGCUUCAGGCACGUGGUCCAGGUGCAAGCGCGGCAGGUCAUUUGAUGCAAUGGGGCGACGGUGGAGUGGACCAAGGUCGUGCCAGCGCCGGGGCGCUGUCGUUACUGGCAGAAGCCCAAGCAAGUUGGCGCGCCGGGCAAUGCCACGCCGCUUUUUAG
Messenger RNA from Effrenium voratum, 1884 nucleotides. The record is from the annotation of a GenBank genome assembly. NCBI's taxonomy places the organism in Eukaryota, Dinophyceae, Suessiales, Symbiodiniaceae.